ACUGUACCGUCUAAAUGGCGAGAACGCCACAGAUCCUGCUGUGUUUAGCUCGGCUGUUAAGGGGCUUUUCUCUAAUUUGUCGGCUAAAGUGGGUGACAGUACUACUAUGUAUGCCUCUGGUUUCACUUCUGACUACUCUCAGAUUACCAAGAUUUAUGGUCUCAUUCAGUGUAGGAGAUAUUUCUGGUGAAGAUUGCAAAACAUGUUUGGGCAGGGGAAUUGGUGAUCUGUUGAACGCGACUCAAGGAGGAUAUCGUCUUGGAGGUGUGGGUUGGUUUGGAAAUUGCCUGGUUAUCUAUCAAACUUACCCUUUUUUUGCAGCUUCUACAUCACCACCCCCAUCAUCAACAAUUUUACCUUCAUCAAAAGAGUCUUCAAACAAAAUACCCAUAAUUCUGGGUUCUCUUGGCGGCUUCAUAGUCCUCGUGUUAUUGGUAGGAUUGCUGCUGUUUACUGUGCGAAGAAAAUUGAAGACUGCAAAUGCACUACAUGGGAAGGAUGGUCCUCAAGGCGGAGAAGACUGGCCAUUUAGUGCGCACCAUCCAAUAAUAUUUAAUUUGGAAACAUUGACAGCUGCAACUAAAGAUUUCCACGAGGAUAACAAGCUUGGAGAGGGUGGAUUUGGCGCUGUGUACAAGGGCACUAUGCCAGAUGGAAGAGAGAUAGCAGUGAAGAAGUUGUCCCUACAAUCUCCGCAAGGGAAGAAAGAAUUUGAAAAUGAGGUCAAACUGUUGGCCAGGGUUCAACAUCAAAAUCUUGUGAAUCUUCUUGGAUGUUGCACACAAGGAUCAGAAAGUUUGCUUGUUUAUGAAUACUUAGUCAACAAGAGCCUUGACAAGAUACUAUUCGAUCCACAACGGAGUAGAGAGCUGGAUUGGCAGAAGCGUUUCAACAUCAUAGUUGGAGUAGCUCGUGGGCUUUUGUUCUUACACGAUGAUUCACGUCUACGAAUCAUUCAUCGAGACAUCAAAGCAAGUAAUAUUUUGUUGGACGAAGAAAUGAAUCCCAAAAUAGCAGAUUUUGGGAUAGCACGAUUGUUUCCAGAAGAUGAGACUCAUGUUAGCACGCGAGUUGCUGGAACAUAUGGUUAUUUGGCACCAGAGUAUGCCAUGCAUGGCCAAUUAUCUGAUAAAGCUGAUGUGUAUAGCUUUGGUAUUGUACUUUUGGAAAUUGUAAGUGGAAGAAAGAAUACAGAUUCUCAAAUUUCUAAUGGAGUCCAGGGCCUUCUAGAAUUGGCAUGGGAAUGUUAUAGCAAAGGAAAUAGUGUGGAUGUAAUUGAUAAAGGUAUAGUUGAGGAUUGUCCCACAGAGGAAUGCUUCAAAUGCAUUCAUGUUGGUCUGCUUUGUAUACAAGAAGAGGCAUCACUUCGCCCACCAAUGUUUACUAUCUACUCAAUGCUUUCAAAAUUUUCUUUCACCAACUUACCAAAUCCUACAAAGCCAUCAUUUGUAAGCGUUAAGCAUAAUGGGGAAACAUGCAUCUAGAUGUUAGAGACACUUCUCCAUUGUUCUCAUCUUCUCCAUCUCUCAGUUAUGGUUCCAUGAUAAUUACAUUGAUCUUUUGGGCCCUAUAAUAAUGGUCAAUGGAGACCAUGAAUGACUAUAGCACUCUA
Molecule: messenger RNA, 1612 nt
Organism: Cryptomeria japonica (Japanese cedar)
Lineage: Eukaryota; Viridiplantae; Streptophyta; Pinopsida; Cupressales; Cupressaceae
Product: cysteine-rich receptor-like protein kinase 44
Exons: 7
Coding region: 15-1484 (489 amino acids)
Biological process (GO): protein phosphorylation
Molecular function (GO): ATP binding; protein kinase activity
Source: RefSeq, a predicted model, not a curated record